Molecule: messenger RNA, 1645 nt
Organism: Girardinichthys multiradiatus
Lineage: Eukaryota; Metazoa; Chordata; Actinopteri; Cyprinodontiformes; Goodeidae
Gene: nfkbiab
Product: nuclear factor of kappa light polypeptide gene enhancer in B-cells inhibitor, alpha b
Exons: 6
Coding region: 266-1210 (314 amino acids)
Molecular function (GO): protein binding
Source: RefSeq, a predicted model, not a curated record
UCCAGGGCCCCCGAUUUGACUAACCGCUUCUGAUCCUGCAAACGCUUUUGCUCAACGAACUCCGUUUUCAUGCACUAAAGUCUGAGCAGAAAUCCCCUCGGUCUCUGCAGCGUGUUUGCGAGGUUGUUCUAGUUGUCAGUUUGGUGGAAAUCCCCCACCUAUGUGUUAACUCCGCCCGCUGCUGCAGCCAGACACACAGAGAGGGCAUUUACAGGCUGCUGCGCACACAUUCAGCCACAGUACAACAAGGACUGCCAGAACCAACAUGGACCUCCACCGGACCAGUAUAUUAAACCAAAUGGAUUACAGUCGGGGGUCCAAAGAUGGGAAGGCGGCCCAGUCGACGGAGGAUCGGCUGGACAGCGGCGUGGACUCGCUAAAGGAGGAAGAGUUCCAGGCUGUGGCGGAGGAGAUCCAUCGGCUCCAGCUGGAGAGUGAACACCAACAGGCCGCUGCUCUAAUCGAAGAGCCGCUGCAGGAGUGGCAGACACAGACUACAGACGAAGGAGACACGCUGCUCCACUUGGCCAUCAUCCACGAGGCAAAGGACUACAUCAAAAGAAUGAUUGACCUUUCAAAGAACACAAACUUCCUCAAUGCACAAAAUGACCUGAGACAGACUCCUCUCCACUUAGCAGUAAUAACAAACCAGCCAGACGUGUGCUACAGUCUCCUUACAUCUGGCUGCGACCCCACGCUGGUGGACAACAGCGGUGACACACCUCUUCACAUUGCCUGUCGCCAUGGUAACCUCCACUGCUUCAGCGUUAUCACGCAGAACUGCAGGUUGGAGCACCUACACACGACGAUGGCUACCAGCAACUAUAAUGGUCAAAACUGCCUCCAUCUGGCUUCAGUUCAUGGCUUCCUCUCGUUGGUGGAGAAAAUGGUUGAUCUUGGAGCAGAUAUCAAUGCCAAAGAACAGCACAACGGUCGCAACUCGCUGCAUCUAGCCGUGGACCAACAGAACCUCGCUCUGGUCAAACUCCUACUGAAGAAAGGAGCAGACCCCAACCUCCUCUCCUCCGGGGGCCACACUCCCUGCCACCUCACCUACGGUUUGGACAAUUGCGACAUCCGGAAAGAGCUUUUCCCGGUGACCCAUCCGGACCUGAGGGAGCUUUCUGAAUCAGACAACAGCGACGAAGAGUCAGAGGAGGAGUCAGACGUAGAGGGAAUGUACGAUGACAUUCAGUGGAACGGACAUUAGCAGAGAAGACGAACAAGGAAGUUGCAACAACCUAAGAUGAUUACAAUAAGAAUGAAGGUGGCAAAGCUCGGCACGUGUAUGAUUUUUUUGUUGCAAUGUCAUGCCGGGAUGAUGACAGCAAGGGUGACACAGCUGAUGGAGCACAUGUGCUGCCGAAACUGGCCAGGCUGGCGGCUCCAGAUAUAAAACAAGACAUUGACCACUGCUGGAGAGCAAAAUGCACACAUCCUAUCAGGCCUGCUGUGUGAGAGGAUCACAUGUGGGACAUUUAAAUAGACCCCGUACCAGCUCUGUUGUAUGAUACUGUAAAUCCUGUGUAUAUGAAGAUGUAUUUUUUAUGGAAGCUGUGAAUGUGUACAGUUUAGCAGGUUGUAUAUGUGAGAUGGCAAACAGUUCCAACGCACUCCAGUUAAAUUAAAACACUCAUAUUUAACA